Messenger RNA from Microstroma glucosiphilum, 2553 nucleotides. RefSeq lists its product as hypothetical. The transcript has a single exon. Gene Ontology annotation, molecular function: ubiquitin protein ligase activity; zinc ion binding; cullin family protein binding. Gene Ontology annotation, biological process: anaphase-promoting complex-dependent catabolic process. The record is from RefSeq and is a predicted model, not a curated record. Bases 137 to 2320 code for a protein of 727 amino acids. Gene Ontology annotation, cellular component: anaphase-promoting complex. NCBI's taxonomy places the organism in Eukaryota, Fungi, Basidiomycota, Exobasidiomycetes, Microstromatales, Microstromataceae.
UGUCACUCGACGACCUACUUCCACGUCUACACUCAUAUCACUUUCUUCAGAUCUCUCGCUGAUACAUUCUUGUUUACACUCAUCCGUCAUAGGGAAGCGGACAGACAUCCACUCCGCGCGGUAGGAUCGCCCCGCCAUGGACCAAGACGACCACCCUCCUGCGCCUCCGGCUGCAGGUGGCGCCGAGUCCAGCACUAACGCCGAUGAGGUCCCCACUACUGCUCCUCAGGACAGUGAGCCAACAGCAACUCAGCAAUCCACACCACAGCACGACGAGAGUGGUCCGUCCUCUGGUACCCAGACACAGGCCGAUGAGCCAGCUUCACCUACCACACGAUCUCGUCUGGGUCAGGCUAUGACUGCCUUGCUGCAGUCCUUUGCCAGCUUGCCACCUGGAGCAGGGAGCAACACUCCGAAUGCUUCGGCAACACCAGCAGAAGCUUCUGCCUCCGCUCCUGGCGCAGCAGAGUCAGGUAACAAUGCCUCACCUCACACCAAUCAGGCGGGAACGAGUGGCACCUCGCCACUCUUCAGUCCCUCGAGUGGCCUGAGACUUCUAGUCUUUACUCCACCCGCAGAUCCAGCAGAUGCUCCUCGAGUAUUUGCUGAGAUGCUUCGCUCUGCAGGACAGGAUACAGCGACUUUGCACCACCGCCUUCAGCAACACCAAGAGGAGAAUGCUACACCCAGUUUCCACCCUGUAGCUGGACCUCCACCGAUGGGACAUGCUUUUAUCGAGCAACCUGAGCCUGGAGCGGCAGCUGGAGCCUCCGAGGGAGGCGAGCCUUCAGGACCUCGAGAGAUGCCAGCUCCUCCCAAUCUCUACUAUAGACUACCAUUCUAUGCCCUCGAUGGUGAGCAAGCUCUGUUGGCUCUCCCCACUCAAUUCCUGCCUAGGCAGAUGUCAUCGCCCACGCGUGCCACGGUCAUGGCGCCAGGCACUCCAGUUUACCUACCCAGGUCCUCUGCAAAUCUACCCUUCCCGGUGCUACUGGAUUGGAACGGCAUGGCUUGGCCUAUCCUCAAUAUUCAGAAUCCACCACCAGGAACGCCAGAGACUUACCUCAAUGACCCCCGCCAUCCGCACUUUAUUGCUGGCCCUCCCUUCAUGGUUGCUUGGCAGCCCUUUACCAUUAGGGGAACACAGACGGCAGAGGAGCAGCCCAGUCCGGAAAAGGCCAAGGCGUUUGUCGACACUCUCGAGACGGCAGAUGCUGAGCUGCGAGAGAGGAUGGCGAGACUGAGCAUCGGAGACAUUGGCGUCUUUGGCGGUGCAGGUGGGGCAGGGGGUCCGAAUAGCAGUGAAGAGGGCGAGCUGGGCUGUCCGGUCUGUCUAGAUCCAUAUGAUGAGACUUCAGAUCGACCAGAGUGGAUUGGAGGGGAAGCUGCUAGAGAGAACCAGGUCGUGGUGAUUCCCUGUCCGGGUUUCCACAGUAUGCAUCGCAAGUGCCUGGUGGAGUGGCUCAGCAGCCAGGCGCCCUCGAAGUGGAGUUGUCCGAUGUGUAGGACAUCGAUCACGCCCAGUGAUGUGGUCAAGGGUGCUCGAAGGGCCGGACAACAGGCACGACAGCCUCAACAGCAACAGCAACAGCAGCAGCAAGCGGCAACGCCUACACAAGCCAAUCUCGCCAAGGAGAUCGAAGCUCGAGCCCACUCCUUGCGUGAGGAGAUUCAUCGACGAGAGCGACAGCGGGGCUUCACCUGUGACUAUCAGGCUUGCUUCCCAGACUAUGAGCUACCCUCUGCGACGGAUGAGUGUGCGCUGGAUCGACAUAUGAUCAAGCUGCAACCCUGUGGACAUGAGCUUCAUCUGGAUUGCCUCACCACUUCGCUGCGUAUCAAGGACGAUCUUCGCUUGGAGGGAGGUGUCAAGGACGAGGAUGAAGAUGAGGAAGACGAAGAGGAGGAAAAGGGAGAGGGAGGAGAAGCUCGAGGGGGAGCAAGUGCGAUCAAGACGGUGGGCAAAUGGGUGGAGUGUCCAGUGGACCGACGUGAAGUCUGGGCUCAGAUUCCCGUACCGAGGAGACGCAAGAGACAGCCAGCGGCAGACGAUGAGCUAGCAGCAGCUGGAGCUGGCUCUGGCGAUACUGCUGCUGCUGCUGCUGCUGCCGCUGAGAGCGAAGACCUCAGUCGCGGACAGGUCCAUCGUCUCUCCCUUUCGCCAGGGGAGAUGCCCAAUGCGAAGCGACAGGUACGCGAAGGACCGUCCAGCCGUCGUCCAUCCGGAGAGGCAGAAAGAGCAGACGAAUCGGCAGAGGAGGAGGCGGUGACCUUGAAGCAGGAAGUGAAAGUUGCUGGUGGAGAGCACUUGGAGGAUUGACUUGGUGAAGCUACAGCAUGAUUAUACCCCUACACGCCACGACAAGACGCACGCGAUCACAUCCAGUUUAUAGCACCCCCUCCCUCCUUGAGAAGUUCUCAUCUAUACAUCCUUGGGCUAGCUACUAGCUGCUAAGGAUUCCUAAUCGAUACAAGUUUCUACACACUAUGUGAGGUGAGGUGAAUGUAGGAUGUGUGUGGUACACUAGGGAAUGAAUGACGUCUUGCCGCCCC